Molecule: messenger RNA, 1356 nt
Organism: Recurvomyces mirabilis
Lineage: Eukaryota; Fungi; Ascomycota; Dothideomycetes; Mycosphaerellales; Teratosphaeriaceae
Exons: 2
Coding region: 1-1356 (451 amino acids)
Molecular function (GO): monooxygenase activity; oxidoreductase activity, acting on paired donors, with incorporation or reduction of molecular oxygen; iron ion binding
Source: RefSeq, a predicted model, not a curated record
AUGCUCACCUUCAACACCACGCUGCUCAACCACUUGCUCGAUCUGGCAAGCACGACCAACCCUCCACCUAACCUUUGUGACUCCAACCUCGCGCUCUUCGUCAUCGCUGGGCUGCUCACCAUUACGACAGGGAGCAUUCUCUGCACUACUCCGCCCACUCCAGAACACAAACGCAAUCGCGGUCUCCUCCAGUACAUCUGGGCUGUAAGCGCCAUCACGCUCGCUUUGGGGCAGCAAGCUCUUCACCCUCUCGAGCUGAGAGUGUUUGUGCUCCCGCCACCAGUUCUACUUCUGAGCGCUGCCAUUGAGAUGCUGGCCUUUCUGCGGACCUUUCUGGCCCAUCUACACACGAUACCCGCCACGAUCCUCGCCAAGCGAACGAUCUUCUGGAAGCUGCUCCACAUCAGCAGAGGCACCUACGAAGCAGCAGUACGCAAUCUGCAUGCAGUGCAUGGUGGCAUUGUUCAAGUCGGGCCUCGCGAAUACAAUAUCGGCAAUUCGACAUAUUUUGAUCGAUGCGCGCAAUUGGAGCAGAUCAGACCGUCGCCCGCCGAUUCUGACUCGAUUGUGUCGGAGAAAAUUUCAGUGCUCGUAGCUCAAGCCCUGAGCAUGGCGAACAUCUUUUCGUACGAACGUGCGAUCGAACGAUGUAAUGCGAAGCUCAUCCACACCCUCAACCACUACGCGGCAAAUGGUGACAGCGUCAAAAUUUCCGAUCUCCUGACAAGCUAUGUCUUUGAUGUCAUGUUUGUGACAACGACAGGUCAACCCGCUGGUUUCCUAGACCAGCCGACCAAUACUGCUAAGCUCAUGGCAGCCAUGAGAACGUGGAAGUUCUAUUCAGUACUAUAUGGCGCAUACUUCCGCUUCCACCCCUUCAUCGACAAGGUUGCGAAGAUAGCGAUUAACCCUAACGAGGCGUUGUCACUUGUGCUCGAACGACUCCCAGAUCUCAGGGACGCUACCGGUGGAGUGGUAGCCUAUGUGAGGGACUACAUCGACGCUGAGGAUGAAGACGAAAUCCGUCAGCUGCUCAUUGCGACUGCGGCACUCAUCACCAGCGCUUCUGACCCUCUCAUCACACAUCUCCUGACAACGCUCUACCACGUAUAUCGGACACGUGAAGUACUGCAGGCAGUGCGCAACGAGAUCGUCGCCGCUCGCAUCUAUCAGCCUCCGCGGCUCAAGUAUAUACUCAAGAAGAGGGACGACUUGCUAUUGCUUCAUGCAGUGCUGAAGGAGACCCUUCGACUACACCCAAUCUAUACAGCUGAUUUCAUUGCACCCGAGGGCGGUGUCAUGAUCGGCGACAAGCUCGUACAAGCAGAUGUAAGUCCUAUUGUUCUCUGCCAUUGA